ACCGCUACUUCAAGUAGCGGUUUUCUAGCAGGUAUAAUUUCCUGAUUUCACUUUCCUCUUUCAUUUUCGUCUUCUCACCAAAAUCCCAUCCACGCCUUCCACCAAAAUCACACCUCCUUCAUCGGAAGCCGGCGCAGCCAAGGAAUCCACCGACGCCGCCGGAGCAUUCCUCAGCAACGAAGGCCGCCGCUGUUGACGCCGAGGGUUCGACUUUAGUGGUCGGCUUCGCUAAUUUCAGAAGAAACGUGCUGAUCUUCUUGUUUGUGGUCCCAUGGAGCCGGUGAUUCGUCCAGGCCCAGUUGAUCCAUCUGUUCUACGCUUGCAGACUUCCCAUAGGAGCCACGAUGUUUGGAGUGGCGUAGCUGAUAGAGUUCUCUCAGUUAGGGAGCAUAUGGUCAGCGUGGGACGUGAGUGGAGGGUAGAUGGCGGAGUACUAGAGUACGUUAGGCUUGCUGGGUUUUACGGUGUACAUAGGAUUUUGGGAGGAGGGUUUUUGCUUGAUCGAUCUCUUCUUACGGCGUUGGUUGAGAGGUGGAGGCAGGAGACACAUACUUUCCACCUAGUGGUAGGUGAGGCCACCAUUACUUUACAGGAUGUCUCCGUCCUGUUAGGUCUGAGAGUGCACGGCCCUCCUGUCAUUGGACCUCCAUUUGAGGGAUGGCAUGACCUAGUUGAGGAGUUGCUGGGAGUUCGACCUGGCCAUGAUGAUAACGGUAAGCCGUUUCUGGAGGGAUCUACUUUGAAGUUGACGUGGCUCAGACGUCACUUCUCACAGAUGCCAGAGGGAGCUGAUGACUUGACAGUUCAGCGCCAUAGCCGUGCUUACAUUCUCACUCUCAUGUGAUCUGU
Molecule: messenger RNA, 849 nt
Organism: Chenopodium quinoa (quinoa)
Lineage: Eukaryota; Viridiplantae; Streptophyta; Magnoliopsida; Caryophyllales; Amaranthaceae
Product: serine/threonine-protein phosphatase 7 long form homolog
Exons: 2
Coding region: 272-844 (190 amino acids)
Biological process (GO): meristem development; meristem maintenance
Source: RefSeq, a predicted model, not a curated record